This is a messenger RNA of Caenorhabditis elegans, 876 nucleotides long. The record is from the annotation of a RefSeq genome assembly. NCBI's taxonomy places the organism in Eukaryota, Metazoa, Nematoda, Chromadorea, Rhabditida, Rhabditidae.
AUGCCAAUUCACCCAAAUAUUAAAUAUUCCAAGUUUCCUCUACUUCAACUUCCUUCCAAGACUAUUCAAAAUGUUUUGAGUAUUUUGAGUCCAUUUGAAUUAAUAGAUGUUUCAAAAUCAAGUACGAGAGUGAAGAGAAUAGUCAAAGAGUUUACAAGGACUCAACGCAAAGGAUGUUACACACUUAGUGUAGUUGCUAAUAUCGUCGCUUCUGUUUUUAUUGAAAAAAAAGAUGGUAGACUAUAUGAACAAAAAUAUGACCCUAGAACAUACUACUCACCACAUGACAUGACGAUCUAUGGUGAUACCGAAAUCAAGAUUAGGAGUAUCUAUUCAAACGAUCCAGUGAAUGAAUGGAUUAUUUGUGCUGAGUAUUAUAUGGAUAUUCUAAACUGCCAAAUCAAUUUUUUCCGUGAACUGGCAGAUACGAAAAAAAUUUUCUUCGAUGUUAUUGUUCACGAGAAAUGUGAUGAACAGUUAAUAAUCACUUCUAAUAGUUUUCUUGUCGAGCACGCCGCCACAUGGGUUACCUUAAAUCAUCUUUUCAAUUUUGACUGUCUCGAAAUUGGAUUAAGAAGAUCAAAUUUGACAGCAAAAGAGUUGAAUAUAUUUCUCCGACAUUGGAUGUCAUCAUGUUCCAAUCGAAGACUUCAAUUAUUUGAGUUUCAAAUUCAAGACCUCAAUUGCAUUUCAACUAUCAUGAAUCUACCACACCGUACAAUUGGACCAAGAGAGUUUGAAAUAACUCGUAAUGAUGGGACAAGAGCCACGUGCACCUUCUAUAAACAUCCAAAAAAACUAAAUAUAUAUUUUUUUGAAAUGCAAACAACACUCCGCAGUUUUGUUUGGAAAACGAAUUGGUCUACUUCUUCAUAA